Branchiostoma floridae (Florida lancelet) is the source of this 834-nucleotide messenger RNA. RefSeq lists its product as uncharacterized. The record is from RefSeq and is a predicted model, not a curated record. Lineage: Eukaryota; Metazoa; Chordata; Leptocardii; Amphioxiformes; Branchiostomatidae. The coding region runs from base 1 to 387 and encodes 128 amino acids. The transcript has 3 exons.
AUGACUGUAGUGAAGGUGCACCUGACCGUGCAGCCUGAGGUUGCCGAUGACUCCUCAGAGAAGCUGUACGAGGCUCCAGGAGGAAGCGACUCGCUCAUCAGGGUCUCCUCCUUCUCAUCACUGAUGGCGGCAGGGUGUCCGGAGGGACAGAGUGUGGGGAUACAGUUCCUGGAAUCCGACUUCAACCCGUUCGAGUACUCCAACAAUUCCCGUAACAUCCAGGCCGACGUGCUGGGUCUCGCUGUGAAAUGUGGUAAUGUCACUCUUCCGGUGUCCGGUCUGACGGAUCCCAUCGACAUCUUGUCACGGAGAGAGACUAACAGCCUGAACGGGUCCAUGUACACGUUUGCCGGUUCAGUAGCUUUGGGGAAAGUAGAGGUUUGUUAACUAAUGUUCAGGCGUGUUUUUGCCUCGUCCUAUAAGAAUAUGACAUUCAGACAGUCACUUAAAUAUACAUUUUGGACCAGAUUUAAGCAGAUUAACAUAACUUCCAAGAGAAGAACCUAUCGGUGUUUGCUUGCUUGGUUUGUAAGUAUAAAGCUGAUAAUGCCGGCCGAAUUGCAGGUGUUCCAGUUUUACGUGAAGAAGAUAUCGUCCUCCCUGUCCUUCGUGGUUGACGUCAACACCACCCAGUUUCCUCAGCCAAUCACCUUGCUGCUCCGCAAGGGGGCGCCUCCAACCCCGGCUGCGCACAACUGGACAGUCACCCUGCCACUUCCCGAGGACCAGCUGUUCUCCGUGCCGUGGAGAGACAACAGCUCACUGACCUCCAACCCUUACCAGUGGAUGGUGCCGACAGGAGACAUCGACUUCUCUCCCUUUGAUGCAGGAAAC